AAAACAGUGAGUAAUGGGACUUCAACAAUAGCAGUUACGCCGAGACAAAAAAUUAUAUCGCGUUUCCAUUUUGUUCGGUGCGAUUGUUCGGUCGUUCGUCGGCAGUGAUUGAGAUUCGGUGGUACUAAAAGAUUUCGUUGAUCGAUUGAGAUCAUGCUUACCGAUAUGACGCCCACCGCUGGGCAACUGUACGGCGCCCAAAUACCCGCAAUGACUAUGAACGUCAAAUCAGCUGAUCACCCUAGCCUGCGAGGAACGCCGCUAGCCAUGCUCGCGGCCCAGUGCAAUAAACUAUCGAGCAAAUCGCCGCCCCCGCUGGCCGACGCGGCCGUCGGCAAAGGCUUCCACCCGUGGAAGAAGAGCCCCCAAGGAGCCCCGUCGCCCGGCGGCGGUACGGGAGUAUCCUCAAGCAGCUCGAUGCCGCCGCAGCGAUCGUCCGCCUCCAACACCACCUACGCCAGAUCGGUGAUGACGUCGUGCGCCAGCGUCCCGACCACCGCCUCGUACGGCAGCGAUUUGUACUUUCCCGGCGCGACCACCCAGCCGGCGGUGGCCGACAAUUCGCACGUCCACCACCACCAGAGCUCGAUCCUGGGCAAGGUGGAGGGCGCCGCGACGCACCACGCCGCCUUGGGCUCGGUGUACUCCCGACACCCGUACGAGACGUGGCCGUUCAACACGAUGUCCGGCGCGACGCACCACGGCGCCAUCAAAAGCGAUUCGGUGACGUCGGCGAACGCCUGGUGGGACGUCCAUUCGACGGCGGGCAGCUGGCUGGACAUGAGCGGCGCCGCCGGCAUGCACGCCCAAAUGGCCGCCGCCAAUUACUCGACGGAUUACUCUAGUUUAACGCACUCGUUAGCCGCCUCCAAUCACCUACUAUCUUCUGGUCAACAUUUACUGCAGGACACUUACAAAUCGAUGUUGCCCGGCGCUCAGACUUCGUUCGGUUUACAUCCGGCCGGUUCGGCGCCGUCGCCUACCGGCGGUAGCGGCGGGCUGCCGCCUCAAGUACCGUCGCCGAGAUCGCAGCGGAGGUAUACCGGCAGGGCGACGUGCGAUUGCCCCAAUUGCCAGGAAGCCGAGCGUCUGGGUCCGGCCGGCGUCCAUUUACGAAAGAAGAACAUACACAGUUGUCACAUACCGGGCUGCGGGAAAGUCUACGGCAAAACGUCGCAUUUGAAGGCGCAUCUGCGAUGGCACACGGGCGAGAGGCCCUUCGUUUGCAACUGGCUGUUCUGCGGCAAGCGCUUCACCAGGUCCGACGAGCUCCAAAGGCACCUGCGGACGCACACCGGCGAGAAGCGGUUCGCCUGUCCCAUUUGCAAUAAGCGCUUCAUGCGGUCCGAUCACUUGGCCAAGCACGUCAAAACCCACAACGGCAACGGCAAGAAGGGCAGUUCGGACAGUUGUAGUGACUCCGAGGAGAACAGUCAAAGCGAUUUAACUAAUAACGUGAAUUCGCCGGCGUCGAUGAACCAAACGCCGCCGCCGACGUCCAACAUGGGCCUCGACAUGGUGACGGGACUCGACGUCAAGCCGCCCGGACUGGUUUGAGGCCGGUGGGGCCCUGCGCUGUUGUAUCCCAGCUAUCCCCGCUAGCGUGCGGCCCUUUCCUUUCUGUCCCCCCAAAAAGUGAUACUUAUUGUUAAAAGUGUUUUUUGUUGUACAUAGCGAAUUAUGUGAAUGGAUGGAUGUUAUAAUUUAGUAACGAAGACCAACAUUUGUGUACCUAAAGCUCGCUAAAGCCUCGUUUAGAUUGCGGGAAACCAAUUCGCACAGUGUAAACGCUGCCUAAUAGUAAGGUUGAACUAAUUUAGAUUGUGCGAAAUAACUUCGUGCGGUGUAAACGUUGGUAAAAUGAAUUAAAUGACUUACUUAAAACGUGCAGAUGUAUACAGUGUGUCCCAAUAUUGCUAGAAUUGUAAUUUAUACUAAGUAUAAAAUUGAUUGGGAGAUUCUGUAUACGUUGUGACAGUAUGUGGAAAAAUGAUAUAUUGUUGCCAUUCUAAGCGUACUAAUUUAUUUGGAAAAAAACCCCAUUCCUACUGCACAAGUGUUAUUUACAUCUUUGUUACUAUUUUUCUUAUUAACAUAUGCUUAUUUUAUUGUAUAUAUUAUAUAUAAUAUAAAAUUAUGUGUAAGUUAUCGGUGAACGAGAAACGUGUUUUACGGUUGUUGUCCAACAUAUCAAACUUAUCUUUUUUUUUACAACUAAAAUUGUUCUUAACUUAUUUUCUAAAACCAACGCAAGAAUAAUUUUCAGUUCGAUAUCAUUUUCCUAUUUAUUGAUUUGCGAGAUGUUUCUCUUUGCCAAAGAGUCUGUAUUUUCUUGUAAAUUGUACCUAUAUCUGUAAAUUAUUGUCUAAGAGCUUUUGUGAACACGUUGAGUAUAAAAAAAUAAUAAUUUUAAAUCCAA
Phyllotreta striolata is the source of this 2419-nucleotide messenger RNA. NCBI's taxonomy places the organism in Eukaryota, Metazoa, Arthropoda, Insecta, Coleoptera, Chrysomelidae. The record is from the annotation of a GenBank genome assembly.